Coniophora puteana RWD-64-598 SS2 is the source of this 2012-nucleotide messenger RNA. RefSeq lists its product as uncharacterized. The transcript is spliced from 3 exons. The coding region runs from base 9 to 641 and encodes 210 amino acids. The record is from RefSeq and is a predicted model, not a curated record. NCBI's taxonomy places the organism in Eukaryota, Fungi, Basidiomycota, Agaricomycetes, Boletales, Coniophoraceae.
GCUCGACAAUGGAGUCCCAAGAGACGCUCAUAAACCAAGUACCCCCGCAGAAGUACUACUUCUCCCUUAACAGUGUCAAGAAGACGACCCUAUUCCUCUCCACUACUACGCCGAAUGCACCCACGUAUACUGUCUCCACCGAUUUGAAGACAGACAAGCACACAGAGGUGAAGGAUGCUCAUGGUGAUGUUAUCGCCGUUUGGUCGCGCAAGGACCUCUUGCCGGACACGAUUGCCUGGCCUGGAAGGGAAGGAGGAAACAGCACGGCGGUGAAGAACUGGUUGAAGAAGGGUGACGGGGCAGACGGGAUCCCCGUCCACACACUGAACACUGCGGCCGGCCCUAUCGUCUUCCGUUCCUCGGCCAAACACCGCGUCGGCGCAUAUUUUCCCUCGAAACUCGCCUCCGCUGCUUCCACCGACGAAACGGAGGCCAUCGCGUACCUUGUGCCCAAGACCGAGGAGCAUAACCUUGCCCUCGUUCUCUCCGCGCCAGCUCAGGCAACGGAUGUCAGAGACGAGAUCAUGGUUGCUGUUCUCAUUCUGGAGCAUAAGCUUCGCAUGGCGGAUACGGCUAUCAGCGUCGGUGGGGGGAAAUUCGAGCAGAACAAGACGGUUGCAGGGUACUAUGUGUCGACGUAGGCGAUUGAUUCUUUAUCCCUAAGUUAUCGGACGCGAAAUGUUUUACUUGUACGUACUUUGAGUUCGACGAUGACUUGAUUGAUAGUUACCAGAAACUUAUUGAAGGGAUCAACUACAGCUAGCGAUAUCACCAAUACUGAGCACGUAUAACUUUGAAGCGAGAGUUGUUAAUCUUUGCUGUCGAAAUACGAGGCGUGGGGUGCGGAAGUGCGGGGAAGCGAGCCUCGAGGUGCGGGGAAGUGCGGGGCAAACGGGAUGAAUCCACUUUUCCACGGUUCGAACAUAGCCUGUGGAGGGGCAGCAACCGCCGUCCUACCACCGUUCAUCAUCGCGUGCCUGGGACCUAAGAGACUUGUUUAGGUUUCAAAGGUAGAGCGUGGGCUGCAUUGGUGGAGCUUAAGCUCUUCCUCCAAGGAGGACUUAUCACCGACCUGCUCCCUGCUCGAGCCCACCUGGGGAGACGUUGUAACUCUUAUUAGCAACGGCCAAGGCCCUCGCGUCGAUCCGCCACGCCUCUGCACCAGACAACAGCGCUGCACCUAGGGAACAUGGAGUCUCAAGAGACGCUCGUCAACCCCUCCCCGCCGGCGAGGUACCACUUCUCCUCCGACAGUGUCAAGAACACCCGUAUCUUCCCCUCCACCGGCUCACCCGCUUCGCCAACCUACACGAUCACCACGGAUAACAAGGCAGAGAAGCGCACCGAGGUGCGGAACGCGAGGGGUGAUGUAGUUGCAGUGUGGACGCGCAAGGACCUGCUGUCGGACACGAUCGCUCGGGCUGGGAGGUACGGAGGAAAGAGCACGCCGGUGAACAAGUGGUUGAAAAAGGUGGAUGGGGCUGAUGGACUCCCCGUACACACCCUUACCACACCCUUCGGUCCUAUCCUCUUUCACUCUUCCCUCAAACACCGCGUUGCAGCGUACCUGCCCUCUACAUUCGCGUCCACGUCAUCAAUUGGCGAGGCCGAGCCUAUAGCAUACCUCACGCCAAGGACUCAAGGCUGCAAUCCCGCCCUCGUCCUUUCUACACCAGCGCAGGCAGAGGACGUCAGGGACGAAAUCGUGCUCGCCAUGCUCGUCCUCGAGCACAAGCUCCGUACAUCCGAUAUGGCGGUUAGUGCGAUAGCGGGAAGUUCGAGCAAAUCAGGGCGGCUGCGGGACAUCAUGUCUCGGCGUAGCAAUGAUAUUCGGUUUUCAGUUGUCAGUGAUCAAGUUGACUGCUUUCUGUUCUGAACUUUGUUCUCGAUUAUGCUUUGGCGUAUACCCUCCGCGAGUGAGUUUUGCAGUGUAUCUAAUUUAUAGGCAUGUGUAUAAUACAUUCAAGGCGUGUACGUGUAGGUGAUGACAUAACAGGUUGCAUAUUUAUUCG